Messenger RNA from Toxotes jaculatrix (banded archerfish), 4360 nucleotides. RefSeq names its product solute carrier family 35 member E4 (gene slc35e4). Bases 253 to 1413 code for a protein of 386 amino acids. The record is from RefSeq and is a predicted model, not a curated record. The transcript has 2 exons. Gene Ontology annotation, molecular function: antiporter activity. Lineage: Eukaryota; Metazoa; Chordata; Actinopteri; Toxotidae. Gene Ontology annotation, cellular component: Golgi apparatus.
CUUCCUGGUCCAGCAUAUGUCAUUUUGCCUGCGCGGGGUACGUUACACAACCAGCCCGUCAUGCAAAAUAGAAACACGUGUCGAUAGGCGGUGCUGAAAGAUACAGGUUCACUGAGCAACAAAGACCGGCCAACACCGCAUAGGAGAGGAAAACAAAAACAGCUGUGUUGAAGGUUAUUCUGCCGAUUUUUAUCCCAAAACCUGUCGCUUUGAUCAUGAAAUUCAUUCGGCGAUGAGAGGUACGGAUUCAACAUGUGUUUGCCUUACAGAGAGGACAAUGAUACGAACAUGAUCAGCGCCGAUGGCUUCUCAAAAUGCGAGGCGACUCUGCAAGAGAGAGGCAGGAGGAGGCCACCCGCAGAGAUGCUCCAUCUGCUGUCAGCUGUCAUUGUUUGGCUGGUGACGGGAACUACCAUCUCCAGCCUCAACAAAUGGAUAUUUGCCGUUUACAACUUCAGGUACCCUCUGCUACUGUCGGCGCUGCACAUGCUGACAGCCAUAGUGGUGGACUAUGGGCUGAUCAAACUGCGGGUGAUCCGCCACAGAGGGGUUGGAGAGCAGGACCUGACCCCCAGCGCAAAAUGUAAGGUGUUCCUGUUGAGUCUGACAUUUUGUGCCAGUAUCGCCUUCGGGAACAUGGGUCUGAACUAUGUCCAGCUGUCAUUUGCACAAAUGAUCUAUACCACCACUCCACUCUUUACACUGGCCAUCUCCACGCUGAUACUGGGCAAGCAGCAUCACAUCCUCAAGUACACAGCCAUGAUGCCUAUCUGCCUGGGAGCCUCCUUCAGCAUCAUGGGGGAGGUCCAGUUCGAUCAGACCGGCUGCUUCUUUGUGUUUGCUGCCACCAUGCUGAGGGGUGUCAAGUCCAUUCAGCAGAGCAUCUUACUACAGGAGGAGAAAAUCAACUCUGUGUUCCUGCUCUACCUGAUGUCCAUUCCUAGCUUCUGCAUCUUAACUGUGGCAGCUCUGGCCUUAGAAAACUGGGCUUUACUGGAGUCGCCACUGCAUUACGACCGGCACCUGUGGGUCUUCAUCUUGCUCAGCUGCCUGGGCUCAGUCAUGUACAACUUGGCCAGCUGCUGCGUCAUCACGCUCACCUCGGCCGUUACUCUGCAUAUCCUCGGCAACCUCAGUGUGGUGGGAAACCUGCUGUUGUCUCAGCUUCUUUUCGGCAGCGAACUGUCCGCCCUCAGCUGCGUCGGAGCAGUGCUGACACUGUCUGGCAUGCUCAUCUAUCAGAACUCAGAGUUCAUUGUGAGCUACCUGGACGCUCGCAGGGCCAAAGCUAAAGGAUCCAGACAGGUGGAUUUUCAGACUGCAUGUGGAGAGGACUUGGCCAAAGCUAGUGCAUCUGAACCAACAUAUCAUCAGCAGAGAACAGAUGGCAAAGAGGAAGACAAGAUAGACUGAAAUGAAUGGAUGAAGGAGAGAAUAAAAUGCUGAAGGAAAAAAAUGCUAAAACCCUUUGAAACUUUACUUCUCUACCCUUUGUGUCAAUAAGUGGGCAAGAGCAGCAGAGGCAGUGUGACCUUAUAAGGCCAUCGUCACUAAUGAUGUGAGAAAUCUUUUUUUUUUUUAUUAUUAUUUUAAUUUUUUUUUAACUUCCUCACUGUGCCAGUUUAUUUCUUCUCUGGUCACACAGAACUGGAGUCUUCAGAGAGGAAAAGGUUGCCUUUAUUUAUGACAGUGAUGGUUAAAUUCUCUCCUUCAUCUGUAAAUCGCUCAUACAUAGCCUAUAUCGGUAUAUGCAUGCACGAGCACACUAAGCUGUUUGAUACCUCAUGAGGUAUUCACACUGUCACUCAUACUACUCCACUGUGAAAAUGUUCUCAUUAACAGAGGGCUCUAAUCGAUGUUUUGGGUGGCAGUCGGGGAUUUUGUUGGCUGCAAACGGGGGCGAGGCUUAGAGCACACUCUGCCUCAAAUUUGAACGGGCACAAUUUGUAUUACAAAUAUAUAUUAAUGGUACUGUUACCUGACAUUCACCUGGCCCUGUCAUGGUGAGGGACUGGGUUUUUUUGGCAGCUUGUUUUUUUUUUGUUUGUUUUUUGUUGUUGUUUGUAUGUGAAGCAGGAAGCUUGUUGAAUAAUGACACUGAAGUUGUUUAGAGGCAGAAGUUACAAGAAUGGACUACGCCAACAUUUCUGUGCAAUGAAACGUCUCUUUCUCCUCUACUGAAGCACAUUUUUAAUAAGAGGCCUGAGCUCUGUGUUUUUUCCUUCCCUAUGAACCUCGAAAUGGCCUCCCACUUAAGGCCUAGAUUUUUGUUCUCAUACCAGCUUGAGAGGAUGGUCUCUCUGUAGAAUUAGUCCAAUUAUUUCCAUCUUUCACAACAGUACGCUCACUGCAGCAUACCUCGAUAAUUAGGUUCACAAGUUCUCUAAGGAGUGUCACUCAACUUUAGCUGUCUUUUCCCUGUGGAAGAUGAGGAAAAUGAAAACUGAGUUGUUACCAAUGUCAUCUGUUGGGUUUAAUUUCUCCCUUUUUCUGGGUGACAUUUUUAUAAAGUUGGUUAACUAGCACAUCUUACAAAACCGACUCCUGCUGGACAGUUUUAUGUUUUCUCUCAGUAUUUCUCAGUAUGCUUUUAUUUCGUGACAAAACAUAUUUUAUCCCCCUUUUCACUAUUUAUGUGGAAGAGAAUAUUUAUUUUUCAAUGUCCAUAGCAAUUAUUGUUGGCUUUGUAAUGCUGUAGGUUUUGGUCCUCAAGUGUCUUGCACAUGCAUACAUGUAACAUUGGACAGCACUAGUUUCUCCUGUGACUCUCUCUUUAGAGAAAAGCCAGGUACACCAAGCGGAGCGCUGCAUGCCGCUGCUCUUCCUGGAAGCAUUUUAAAUGCUUGAGGAUGUCUGUUACACUCCCUCCUGUGUGUAUGGUAAGCUAGAUGUUUACUUUGAAAUCUUUUUUAGGCACACUGUGUUGUAAUACUGGUUCUGUCAGUGACCAGACAUGAUCAUCGCUCACGUACAGUUUGAGCUCUCACGCAGCGACACAACAACAAAGCCAUACAUCAAGGGGUUUUUAAAUUUUUGAUUUUUUAUUUUAAGACACCUAUCAUAUCUUCUGCAUAUUUUGCCACAAGAAUAACUUCAGACAGGAUUGUAUAUUGAAAGAUUUCAGUUGAUAUAUCAUAGAUUCAAUAUUUCAAGGGUGCCAUUCAUAAAAUUAUAUUGUUCUGAGCAUCAUUUCAUAUUAAGAAUUAAUAUAUUAUGAACCUAAGAUACUAAUCAUAGACUCCCAGUCAGUUGAAAAGAGUGCAUGAAAUAUAAGAAACGGUUUAAUUUUGCAUUUUGAUAAUUGGCUUUGCUGGCUCAUUAUUUCCAAAUGCCCUCGGUUAGCCGUUUAAAGAUUUUGUAUAGCAGAUUAUUUCACUGGGUUCACAUGAUGGAAUACCUCAACUGUUAAAUGGGACUUAGUAUGUCCCCGUGUUCAUUGAUUAUUAAUUAUUGGAUUAAGAUCAAGCAGCUUUUCAGUAACCACACUAAAACUACGACAUGUGAAUGAUAGAUUUUAUCCUUUCAGUAGCGUCACAGAUUAUCAUACUCAUAUUAUCAUAUUGACCUACUCAGUCGUCAUUUUUUAGUUUUAUACUCUCAGUUAAGCAGAUUAGGAGUGUGGGGCAAAGCAACAGUUGCACUGACAGGGUACGAAGACGCUGUCUUCAAAGCCUACGGUUCCUGUGUACAUACUGGUUUUGAUUGUUUGCAAAGCUAGUUGGAUGUAAAUAGUUAUUUUAUUAUAUUUAUGUAUUUUAUAGUCCUAUAUGGCUGGCUUAAACUGUACUGGUUUAAGAAUGAAAUGUUUGCCUCAUGCCUUAUUUGGACACAUUGUUGAAGAGAAAGGAGUGAUUUGAUUUGUCAUUUCUGUUCAGUAAUACUUCGAAUGCCAGCUGCAGCCAUAUGGGUGCUUCUGUUUAGAGGCAAAGGUAUGGCAGAUUCAUAUACACAUGGUCUGCAAUUGCUUGAAUAAAAAACUGACUGGUACAAUAAAAAAUAACAAACCAACCACCUCAUCACUGAGUCAGAGUUGUUGCCUACAUCAGAUUAUAUAAGCAGAAGCUUUUAUCCAAAGUGACUUACAAGUGAGGAAGGACACUCAGGCUAAGGCCUAAAUCUGUUCAAUAAGAGAAUGUUCAAAGAGAUCAGGUAAAGAAGUGCACAGUAAGCGCAAUUAUUUGGGUGUUAUAGGAGACGAGAUGCUCUCGGAAAAGAUUAGUCUCCAAGACACUCUUGAGGACAGAGAGAGAACGCCCCUGUUCUGAUAGCAUUUGAUAGUUUGUUCCAAAAACUGGAACAUCCUGGACUGACAUUGUCUUGUGUGUAGGGAUAGCAAUGCUGUGGACAUUCCUUAGAGGAC